ACUGCCUAAGUUCUUCCUAAGCUCAACUGCUACCAGGAGGACUCAACAUGUUUGGAACACUGGUUGCCUCUGCCAUAGGAGGAGCUGUGGCUGUGGCAGGUGCACCCCUCGUCCUGACCGCCGUGGGCUUCACUGGGGCAGGCAUUGCAGCUGGAUCCAUAGCAGCCAAGAUGAUGUCUGCUGCAGCAGUUGCCAAUGGGGGUGGAGUUGCAGCAGGAAGCCUGGUAGCCACACUCCAGUCAGUGGGGGUCCUUGGACUCUCCACAUCAGCCAACACGGUCCUGGGGGCUGCUGGUGCAGCUGCUGUAGCCUUGCUCUGAACAUAGGAGACGACGUCUCUGUCAGCUCAACCCAAAGCCUAUACAGACUACCCAGGACACAAAGUUCCAAAAUGCGCCCUGAGAACCCUCUGUGAUGUCAGAGAACGAUGAAAAAUAAAGUAUAUUGGCUGGUGUGUUUUGC
Messenger RNA from Arvicanthis niloticus (Nile rat), 462 nucleotides. The record is from RefSeq and is a predicted model, not a curated record. Lineage: Eukaryota; Metazoa; Chordata; Mammalia; Rodentia; Muridae.